UUUCUUUCCCAAAAAGCCAUGCCCGGGGAAUCUUGGCACAAAUCUUUCACAGAUAACACACAGUCACAUUAAAAGAUACACAUGGGGUCCUCUUCCCUCAUCAUCCCUUUUACUUCCACUGUUUCUCUCUUCUUCUCCAUCCAUCUCCCUCUUCCUUCGUCUUCCAAACCACAGAGCUCUCUUUGUUUUCUGCGUUCAUCACCAUGGGAAGCUCUGUUCGUUUCAGAGAAGCUCUGGCUGUCACCCCUUCUGCUUCAACCCCUGCUGCUGUUCUCCAGCUGUCUGCUCUCGAUUCCCAGCUCUUCCUUCGCUUCACCAUUGAGUAUCUUCUGCUGUUCCCGCCCUGCCCUGCCUCCGACCAUGCUUCUACAACGGCAGCUCUGAAAUCGGCAUUGGCUCGAGCUUUGGUUCCUUACUACCCUCUCGCCGGCAGGGUCCGGGCUAGGCAUGACGGCUCCUGUCUUGAGGUCGUGUGUCGGGCUCAGGGUGCGGUUUUCAUCGAGGCCUUCUCUGAUCGUUUUUCGCUCGGCGAUCUCCACGAUAAGGCCCCUAAAACGGUGAACCAGUGGAGGAAAUUCCUCUACCCCCCUGUCGCCGACGUUCUCGCGGGAUUGCCUCCUCUGGUGGUUCAGCUUACGUGGCUCAGAGACGGUUCCGCCGCCGUCGGCAUUGGGAUCAAUCAUUGUAUUUGCGACGGAAUAGGAAGCGCCGAUUUUCUCAACCAUUUCGCCGAGUUAGCGAAAUCCUCUGUCCUUAACGACUCAAUCAAGCCCGCACACAAACCCGUCUGGGAUCGCCACCUGCUCAAUUUACCAUCUACGAAGAACACUCAGGUCACGAACCCCGCGACCCUCCCCGAGUUCAACCAAGUCCCCGAUCUCUGCGGGUUCAUGACUCGGGUUUCGAGCGACCUGAGGCCAACCUCCAUCACCUUCAACAAGAGACACCUCGACCAGCUCAAGAGCAUCGCCCUCGACACGAGUCGACUGGGCGAGUCGUCGUUCACGUCCUUCGAAGUCCUCGCCGCUCACGUGUGGAGGAGCUGGGCCAGAGCAUUGAACUUCCCGGCGAACCAAACACUGAAGCUGCUGUUCAGCAUCAACGUGCGGAACCGGUUGAAACCGGGUCUUCCCGACGGGUACUACGGGAACGCGUUCGUGCUGGGGUGUGCUCAGAGCAGCGCGAGGGAGCUGGAGGAGAAGGGAGUCGGGUACGGGUCGGGACUGGUGAAGCGGGCGAAGGAGAGAGUGGACAGCGAUCACGUGAGGAGGGUGAUUGAGUUGGUGUCCGAGUCGAGAGCGUGUCCUGACUCGGUGGGGGUUCUAAUAGUGUCUCAGUGGUCAAGGCUGGGGCUGGAGAGGGUUGACUUUGGGAUGGGGAGGCCUGUGAGUGUGGGGCCCAUAUGUUGCGACAGGUACUGUUUGUUUUUGCCGGUGAAGGACCAGAGCGACGCUGUGAAGGUCAUGGUGGCCGUCCCUACCUCCGCCGUUGACGAGUAUAUCUAUUACCUCACAUCGCACUAACCAGAACCCACUAAUUAAAUACCUUUUGACUUUUUUUUUCAUUUUAAAUAAAAAAUCAAUCACAGAACCAACACAAUUUGAUUUUAAAUUCGUGUUUCAUGGUAUUUUGUUUAAUUCCCACACGGACAUUGAUGCCUUCAUGGGAAUGAACAUGAGAUAGAGUCAGGGUAUGGUUUGGCUGUUUCUGUAAUUAUCAUCCGAGAACCAGAAUAUGAAUGAAAAUUAUAGCAAGUUUUAAUGAAAUGAAUGACGGGUUUUAAAGAAAAAAAGAUUCUGGUUAGAUUUUCUUUUGGCGAGAAGAUAUUGAAGGAUGAGAUCAGAUU
Messenger RNA from Prosopis cineraria, 1846 nucleotides. Its product is annotated as alcohol acyltransferase 9-like. Lineage: Eukaryota; Viridiplantae; Streptophyta; Magnoliopsida; Fabales; Fabaceae. The transcript has a single exon. The record is from RefSeq and is a predicted model, not a curated record. The coding region runs from base 204 to 1523 and encodes 439 amino acids.